AUGCCUCCCCAUAUUCCGCGCAAGCGAUUGCGCGGCUCGCCCGGUAGAGAGGAGUCCAAGUCUGGAGCGGGCGCAAAGAAAGCCGCCAAGCCCAGUAAGCCAAAGUCCACGCUGUACGACGACUUGGACGCGACUACGACGUCGGGCUCGGCAAAGAUCUCCGAAUCAUUAUUCAACAGCCUGGACGAUGACAGCGACAGUUCCUUGUCUUCCUUUUCCGAUGAGGACUUCCAAGAUGUGCCCCUCGCAAAGCGACCCAAGGUCAACCCGGACUCCUCGGAAGCCGAGGACGAGGACGAGGACGAGGGCGUCGAAUUCGAGGAUGUCAAGGCUCCGGCUCAGGCCGAUUCGACAGUUCCAAUCGUCUCCGGAGACCUUGAGCUAACCCUCAACAAAGACGCUCGACUGUCAUUGACAAACGCGUUCGGAGACAAGAAAGGGCCGUCAAAACUUGAGCGAAAGGUGCGGAAUGCUACACACAGCCUCCAUGUUCUGUUCCUCCUUUGGCACAAUGCUCUUCGAAAUUCAUGGUUGUGCGACCCCGAAGUCCAGGCCAUCAUGAUCUCUCAUCUGCCGCCUAAGAUGUGGCAUGAGGUCGAGCGUUGGAGGCACAGCUCGGGUCUCAUCAAGGGAUCUCCACUACGAGAACUCUCUAUCCGCAGAGCCAAGAAGAGUACGAAAGACACAGCAAAGGAGAGUAAAUCUCGUGAUUGGGGAAAAGCAGCAAAACGACUCGAAGAAGGCGCUGUCGACAUGAGCCAUGGCGAUCCUUUGUUCAGGUUAAUGCAAUCGUUGGCUUCGUGGUGGAAACAACGGUUUAAGAUCACGGCCCCCGGACUAAGGAAAUGGGGCUACAUGUCAUUAGAGAGACUGGACAGGCUGACAAAGGCACAUAAAGACGAAUAUGCCGACUGCAAUCGCUUUGGAGAGAGAGUAGCAAAUCUAAAUGAUUUCCGGCAGUGUGCUUCGAAGUGCGAAGGGAGCAGGGAUAUCGGGGCGCAGCUGUUUACCGGGCUACUGCGAGGUAUUGGACUCGAGGCCAGAAUGGUUGCUAGUUUACAGCCCUUGGGUUUUGGCUGGAAUCGCUUGGAGGAUGCGGAUCCAGAGCCUGAGUUGGCAGAACUGGGCUUGAAAGUUUUAAAACCGGCAAACCCCACGGCCAAGGCAACUGUAGAGAAGACGAACAAGACCAAAGACACAUGUGCGGCAAAUCGUUCGAGACGACAGCCUGCAAGGCGUUCCGCGGCCGCGAUUGAGAUCAGCUCAGACGAGAUGGAUGAGUUACAAAGAGAGUGCAGCGACAGCGACGAUGAGGCGGUUGUGGUCAUGCAGGUCACUCCGAGGAAUCUCAAAGCACCUGCUAGCAAAUUUGACUCGGAUCUGGAGUAUCCCCAUUACUGGACGGAAGUUCUUUCGCCAGUGGCGAACAAAUAUCUGUCCGUUGAUCCAAUUGUGAAGAGCAUCAUCGCAACGAAUCGCGAACUUACUGAGGCGUUUGAGCCUCGGGGCCAAAAGGCAGACAAGGCUCGGCAAGUCAUGGCUUAUGUUGUUGGAUACUCUCCCGACGGGACAGCAAAGGACGUUACUGUCAGAUAUUUGAAAAGGCAGGUGAUUCCUGGCAGGACAAAGGGCAUGCGACUGCCGAUAGAAAAGGUGCCGAUCUACAACCGCCAUGGCAAAGUGAAGCGUCAUGAAGAGUUUGACUGGUUCAAGUCUGCCAUGUCGGGAUACAGGAGAGGAAGAAAAGCCUUUCCAAUCACCGAAAUAGAUGAUGAUGAAGAUUCAAAUGACCUGAAGCCGGCGAUGCCGAGAAAGAAGGAGGUGAAAGAAGGCGAAGAGACUCUUCAGUAUUACAAACAAUCUAAAGAGUUUGUGCUCGAAAGACAUUUGAAGCGGGAAGAGGCUCUGAAACGAGACGCUCUGCCUGUCAAACGUUUCAAGAACAAGGCGAAGGGGACCAAGACAGAAGAAGAAGGUGUUUAUCUGCGAUCAGAUAUUCUUCAGGUCAAGAGUGCGGAGACUUGGCACAAACAGGGACGCGCUCCUCUCGCAGGAGAGCAGCCGCUGAAACGAGUUCCGUACCGCGCAGCAACAACCAAUCGACGGAGAGAAAUCCUCGAGGCCGAGGCUGCUACUGGUCAAAAGGUUCUGCAGGGAUUGUACAGCUACGAGCAGACGGAUUGGAUCAUUCCGCCUCCUAUCAGGAACGGGGUCAUUCCGAAGAACGAAUAUGGGAACAUCGAUCUCUUUGUCGAGCACAUGUUGCCCAAAGGCGCCGCGCAUGUCCCGUACAGAGGAGCUGUGAAGGUAUGCAAACGACUCAAAAUCGACUUCGCCGAGGCGGUUGUCGACUUUGAGUUUGGGCACCGGAUGGCUGUUCCUGUUAUCCAAGGCGUUGUUAUUGCGGAGGAGUAUCACGACGAAGUCAUGGCCGAGCUUGAAAAGGACGAGGCAGAGCGCCGGAGAAAGGAGGAUGAGAAACGGCGCAAAGCUGCUUUGCGGCAGUGGCGGAAAUUCAUCAUGGGGCUGAGAAUUGUCGAGAGGAUUCGACAGGAAUACGGUGAGGUUGAUGAGAGCGUAUCGGUAUUUGGGCACAGUAGAGGACCUGCCUUGAAACCACACGCACUUGGUGCGGUUGAAACCCGGGAAGAAGACAUGGCGGGUGGAUUCCUUCCAGAAGGUUUCGAGGAGGAACACGAAGAAGAACAGCGUCAUACAUCCAGUUUCUUUCCAGUUGGGGACGAUGGAGAUGAUGCUGGCGACGAUGCAGGCCUGACUAUCGAGCAUCAUUGA
Metarhizium album ARSEF 1941 is the source of this 2793-nucleotide messenger RNA. RefSeq names its product Rad4 family protein. Gene Ontology annotation, cellular component: XPC complex; cytoplasm; nucleotide-excision repair factor 2 complex. Lineage: Eukaryota; Fungi; Ascomycota; Sordariomycetes; Hypocreales; Clavicipitaceae. Gene Ontology annotation, biological process: mismatch repair; nucleotide-excision repair. Bases 1 to 2793 code for a protein of 930 amino acids. Gene Ontology annotation, molecular function: single-stranded DNA binding; damaged DNA binding. The transcript is spliced from 2 exons. The record is from RefSeq and is a predicted model, not a curated record.